AGAAAGCUUAUGCAAGAAGGGGUUCUGCCUAGUGCAGGUGCAGCAGAGGUAUGGAAGAAGGUUUGGGGCAUGAAAAUCCCCCCAAAGGUCAAGCAUUUUUAUGGCGAUUUGUGAGAGACAUUAUCCCAACAGGAGACCACAUCAGCACAAAAAGCACGAAGUGGGGAGACAAAUGCCCCUUCUGUGAUAACAAAGAGACGCAAAUCCAUUUUUUUGGUGAAUGCGAGUGGGCUUCACAGCUGUGGCGGGUUUCCCCAAUGGUCAAAUGCUCUGACUUACGUGGGGAUAGAGAUUGCUUCGAUUGGUUUGAGAAAGUGAUGAAGACGGUUGAUGAAGGUAGCCUGGAGGCAUGGUUCGUUCUUCUGUGGUUUUUAUGGAAGGAAAGAAAUUCACAAUUGUUUAAUGGGAGUAAGAUUCCGGAGCACGAGAUAGUAGGGAGGGCAGCAGUGUACCUGGAGGAGUACAAGAGGCAGAAAGCUCGUGGGGAGGUGGAUGGAGACAGACAAAUUGAGAAGGGAUGGCAAAGACUAGUUCCAGACCGAGUUAAAAUCAAUACUGAUGCUGGGUUAUUGGAAGGAGGCGGAGCGGGGCUGGGUGCGAUAGCGAGGGAUGCAGAUGGAAAGUGUAUUUUUGCAGCGGCGAAGAAGGUCAGGAAUGUGCGGAGGUGGAAAUGGCAGAAGCUUUGGCAGCGGAACUUGGGUUACAGAUUGCACACCAACUGAAGCUCGCAAACCCAAUCCUUGAAAUGGAUAGUUUGGUCUUGGUGAAUAUGCUGGAUGCAGCACAGUCGGUUCAAUAUGAGGUAGGUGUGGUUUGCCGGAAUAUACGUCACUAUUUGGAGGGAAUGGGGCAAGGAUCAUGGACGCACUGUUCGCGAUAAUAUACGUCACUAUUUGAACGAGUGGUUUGGCUUGACAGACCUCCGAUUUUUGUCAUUGACCAGCUUGUGAAGGAUAAUGUAAUACGUGUUUCUGAGUAAUAAGAGUAUCAGAAAAGUUUCUCUAUAAAAAAAAAACUUCUAGAAAAUAUUAAUUUUCUUUCGUGCUUGACUGAAAAAGUAAUUCUUAAUACAUGAAGUGAUGUAAAAACACUAAAAUGAUUUAAAAUGUAACAAAUUUAAAAUUAAAAUCUGAAUAGAAAGGAUUUUAUGGGUUUUUUAUAUUAAACAAUUUCAUAGUUUAUUUUAAUCAUAUUGCUUUUGACUGAAAAUCAUUUCUCUCUCUCUCUAAAUUCCCCUUACUAGAAAGCUCUCAAUCUCACGUUGGCAUCCUCGUGGUCGGAUUCAGCCCCUACGACGGGAAGAUCAGUAGGGGGAGUACGUGGGCUCAAUUGUUCAACACAGCUCCUGAGAACCGAAUGCAUUAUCAGCUUCAUAAUCGUGUCAAUGAAGGAUUUCACCUCCCUAGAGAACUAAAGAAAAUAUAUAGGUGAGGAACGAGGGCGCGACUCUUUGAUAGGCCAGUUCGCCAGAGCUCAACCUAAGGUUGCUGAAUUGCAGAAUUGGGCUACUACUCUUUGGGUGAGAGAUGGUACGGUUAGGAUAUCCCGAUUUGGUUCUCAAUUGUUUGUGUUCCAGUCCCCAUUUAUCACAAGUAAAUGAGUAUUCAAGUUUGGGUCAUGACAUUUCCAAGGGAACCAGUUUACUUUCGGAAGUGGAUUCCUGGUAUCCAACCAUGGCGCCAAAGGUGCUGCGAAUUUAAUUACCCAGUAAAAUACAUGAAAUCUU
Messenger RNA from Linum trigynum, 1726 nucleotides. Lineage: Eukaryota; Viridiplantae; Streptophyta; Magnoliopsida; Malpighiales; Linaceae. The record is from the annotation of a GenBank genome assembly.